UCAGAAGUCGAGUAAAAAGAUGUUUCUACAUCUUUUUGAUACUCGAGAAUAAAAUAUGAUUUGUGUGUGUGGUAGAUCAGGCUGUGGGUGUCAUCCGAUGGCGCACUAACUCGUUAUCUGGAUCUAGAUCUCGAUCUUGAUAUACGGGUAUUUUUUCUUCUUUUUCAGUAAUUUGAUUUGAUUGUAUGGCAAUAACGAAAAUGUAAACAUGGAAGCCAAACUAUCAUGGCGGCCUCCGUGAAUGUACGUGGGACGAUUGUUCAAUAUGUGGUAGUACGAGGCGAUUUAUUGAAAUCAUGUAAAUGGCCAGUUGGAGCUAUAAUCGCACAAGCAUGCCAUGCUACGACAGCUGUACUUCACAUGUUUUAUGACGAUGAAUAUACUCAAGCUUACCUUAAAGAUUUAGAUCGUAUGCAUAAAAUUGUUUUAGAAGCUUCAGAUGAAACAAGUUUAUGGAAGCUAUCAAAUGAAUUGGAGAACAGUGAUAUUCAUCAUAAAGUAUGGAUUGAACAACCUGAGAACUUUCCGACUUGCAUUGCUUGUAAGCCAUACCCAAAAGAUGAAGUACAAAAAUAUUUUAAACAGUUUAAAUUAUUUAAAUAAAGUAUUUUGUGUUAAAGAGUA
This is a messenger RNA of Stegodyphus dumicola, 624 nucleotides long. RefSeq names its product putative peptidyl-tRNA hydrolase PTRHD1. The record is from RefSeq and is a predicted model, not a curated record. NCBI's taxonomy places the organism in Eukaryota, Metazoa, Arthropoda, Arachnida, Araneae, Eresidae. Gene Ontology annotation, molecular function: peptidyl-tRNA hydrolase activity.